UUUCCCCACCUCCCCCCUUAAGUCCAAACAAAAUAGUGUACAGCGGCUGCCGCUUGUGUUUGGGAUUACCUCUUAUUUUACUUUUAAGCCAUUGUAUUGAGAUAUGUCCCUCUUAAUUUAGACAACGUGUCUUCUGGGUUGGUCAUUCAUCCCCAGAGACUUGUAUUUUAAGCUUUCGAUUGACAUCGACGGCAGUUUUCAAGUGCAAAGUCGAUAUUGUUAGGUUAAGUGCUCAUAAUGUUUAAGAACACAUUCCAGAGUGGAUUCCUAUCCAUUCUUUAUAGCAUUGGUAGUAAACCUCUUCAAAUUUGGGACAAGAAAGUCCGAAAUGGUCACAUUAAGAGGAUAACAGAUGGCGACAUUCAAUCUUUGGUUUUGGAAGUUGUUGGCACAAAUGUCAGCACCACCUAUAUUACAUGCCCAGCUGAUCCGAAGAAAACUCUUGGAAUCAAAUUAUCAUUCCUUGUUAUGAUAAUAAAAAACCUAAAAAAAUACUUCACCUUCGAAAUUCAGGUGUUGGAUGACAAGAACGUCCGAAGAAGGUUUCGUGCCAGCAAUUACCAAUCCACUACCCGUGUGAAGCCAUUCAUCUGUACCAUGCCCAUGAGGCUUGAUGAUGGCUGGAAUCAAAUCCAAUUCAAUCUAAGCGACUUCACGAGACGGGCUUAUGGUACCACUUAUGCCGAAACUUUGAGGGUGCAGAUCCAUGCCAAUUGCAGAAUUCGUAGGGUUUACUUUUCUGAUAGGUUAUAUUCUGAAGAUGAACUGCCUGCAGAAUUCAAAUUAUUCCUUCCAAUACAAAACAAGACUAAAACUUGAAUGUCUUGAAUGUUGUAAAGUCUGAUGACAUUUUUUUUAGACGGAGAAACAUUUUGGCUGGCUAUUUUUUAAUUCUGCAUUUUGUCUUAGUUUGGAAGGAGAUUGACUGCCUCAAAUUUAAGUUCAUAUUGUGUUCUAUGUCCCCUGUAGCUUAAGAUCUGCACAGUUUUUAUUUUCUUAAGUAUUUCUGCACUUGUCAAUGCUGAGAUGGCUUCGUGCUACUGUGUUUUUCUCAUGCAGCAAUUGAAUGUGGCGCGUGGCUGUUACGUAGUUUGGUCAAUGAGAUCGAUAUGUGAUGGAGAAGGAGAGAUUGUCCAAGGCAAUGACAAUUAGACGGAUGUGCAUCUAAUCAAUAUUUAUUGUGAAUCCAAACUCUUUAUUUCUAGUUUAAAAUGAAUAUUUAAUACAGUUACAGGAGCACAUUCAUGUCAGUCAGAACUGCUGUACAACAAUGUUAUCUAUAAAUGGAUUGUACUUUCCAGAAGUUGAUAAAAUUAAAAAUAUACUGAUUUGA
Thrips palmi is the source of this 1333-nucleotide messenger RNA. It is a transcript of the gene Bug22, whose product is annotated as cilia- and flagella-associated protein 20. The transcript has 2 exons. Bases 238 to 819 code for a protein of 193 amino acids. Gene Ontology annotation, cellular component: ciliary basal body; motile cilium. NCBI's taxonomy places the organism in Eukaryota, Metazoa, Arthropoda, Insecta, Thysanoptera, Thripidae. The record is from RefSeq and is a predicted model, not a curated record. Gene Ontology annotation, biological process: cilium assembly; regulation of cilium beat frequency involved in ciliary motility; positive regulation of cell motility.